This is a messenger RNA of Apodemus sylvaticus (European woodmouse), 609 nucleotides long. RefSeq names its product guanylate cyclase activator 1A (gene Guca1a). Gene Ontology annotation, biological process: positive regulation of guanylate cyclase activity; visual perception. The transcript is spliced from 4 exons. Lineage: Eukaryota; Metazoa; Chordata; Mammalia; Rodentia; Muridae. The record is from RefSeq and is a predicted model, not a curated record. Gene Ontology annotation, cellular component: cone photoreceptor outer segment; photoreceptor inner segment. Gene Ontology annotation, molecular function: calcium sensitive guanylate cyclase activator activity; calcium ion binding. The coding region runs from base 1 to 609 and encodes 202 amino acids.
AUGGGCAACGUCAUGGAGGGCAAGUCGGUGGAAGAACUGAGCAGCACCGAAUGCCAUCAGUGGUACAAGAAAUUCAUGACGGAGUGCCCCUCUGGCCAGCUCACCCUCUACGAAUUCCGCCAGUUCUUUGGCCUCAAGAACCUGAGCCCCUCAGCCAGCCAGUAUGUGGAACAGAUGUUCGAGACCUUUGACUUCAACAAGGAUGGCUAUAUUGACUUCAUGGAAUACGUGGCCGCCCUGAGCCUGGUCCUUAAGGGCAAGGUGGAACAGAAGUUGCGCUGGUAUUUCAAGCUGUACGACGUCGACGGCAACGGGUGCAUAGACAGGGACGAGCUGCUCACCAUCAUCCGGGCCAUCCGAACCAUUAAUCCCUGGAGCGACUCGUCCAUGAGCGCCGAGGAAUUCACAGAUACCGUGUUUGCCAAGAUCGACAUCAACGGGGAUGGGGAACUGUCUCUGGAGGAGUUUAUGGAAGGUGUCCAGAAGGACCAGAUGCUCCUGGACACGCUGACCCGAAGCCUGGACUUGACCCGCAUCGUGCGCAGACUCCAGAACGGCGAACACGAGGAGGCAGGCGCUGGCGACCUGGCAGCCGAGGCUGCAGGUUGA